GCCGGUGCUGGAGGAGGAACCUGGUCGUUGCAGAAGGGGGACACAGACAGGAGCAGGCGUUUGUCGUAAGCACCAAAAUUCUCUCUGCAGAAACCACACAGUUCGUCACCUCUAGACAAUCAUGGCCACGAUUGUGAUGGAGAGAAUUGGACGGCUGUUCAUCAACCUGCAGCAGGUCAGGCAAGUUCCCCGGAUGCUGACUGAGGCAGCGCCCUCCAUGCCUGGCACCUUGAGAGACAGCGAGGUCCCCUACUACUUCAGAGAGCGCUACAUCCACUCUGGCUACCGACCGCUCCACCAAAACUGGCGCUACUACUUCCUGUCCCUGUUCCAGCGCCACAACGAGACCAUCAACAUCUGGACUCACUUGCUGGGGUUCCUAGUGAUCCUGGUUAAAUUCUUCCAGCUUGCUGAGACUGUGCACUUUGUCAGGGAUCCUCACUCAUGGCCCCUGCUCAUCCUUCUCCUGUCCUCCAUGAUCUACCUGACAUUCAGCACAAUAGCCCACCUACUGGGUAACAAGUCUGAGCUCUGUCACUAUGUCUUCUACUACCUCGACUAUGUUGGGGUAGCACAGUACCAGUAUGGCAGUGCUGUAGUUCACUUUUAUUAUGCUGUGGAGGAGAACUGGCACUGGUAUGUGCAGGGAAUCUUCAUGCCCAUUGCCUCUGUGUUUUGCUGUCUGUCAUGCCUGGGCUGCUGCUAUGGGAAAUACUGCAACCACUGCCUGCCAGCCUGGGUACGGAAGGUGGGCCAGGUGGUGCCCUCAGCCAUCGCCUAUGUAUGGGACACCAGCCCCGUGUUCCAGAGACUGCUCUCCUGGUCUACAGCCAGCAAUGACCCAGCCCUUACUUUCCACUUUGGCCAGGUUGCCUUCUUCCUCUCCAGUGCCUUCUUCUUCACCCAUCCCCUUCCAGAGCGCUGGUUCCCUGGACACUGUGAUUUUGUGGGUCAGGGCCAUCAGCUGUUCCAUGUUCUUCUGGUUCUCUGCACCCUGAGUCAGAUCCAGGCCUCCUACCUCGACUACUUGGGCCGCAGGAUGUUGUACUCGAGUCUGCACAGGAGUGACGAGGCUGCUCUCUUUUUGGGAAUGUAUUUCGUCACUAUGGUCAUAUGUGCAUUCAUUGCAACCUUCAUGGUCAGCAAAGUUAAGCAACUACUUGCCUCCAAAUCUAAAUAAUGGAUAAGAUAUUGGAACAGUUUGGUGCCAAAGUAUUUGUGGCCUUGAUCUGCAAGCACCGCCUUGCUUGCCAGUACAUCUUGUUGACAGAUGACCAUUGCAUUCAUUCUCUGUAAAAACUGUACCUUUGGCGGUGAGGGACUCACUUACUUUUUAUGUUGUCUUAUAUUAUGUAGGCACUGAAAUUUUAAUAGUUACUUAAAGUGUAUUUUUUCUGUAGCAGUGAAUAUCAGAUAACAAGAGAGAUGAACAAUAAUAGGAAAUGUUCAUAUUUUGAUAAUUCCAAUUGGAAUUUAGUGGGAUUAGUAAAUCUUGCCAUGUACCAGAAGCUGUUGCUUUUACCAGAAAAAUGAAAUCAUCAUAAACUGAGCUGUCUGUUUUAAGACCUUUUAUUACAAUAGUGCUGCUUUUACCCAUGAAGACAGAUGCCAUGCUAUUGGAUUUGCUAAUUAGUAUGGAUUAGUAAUAUGGGUAGGAUUAUUCCCAUGCAUCAUACAAUACCAUAUGGAAUAACAUCUGAGAUCUAAUUUGCAAAUGUUUCUAAGGAAUUAUCAGCGAGGCACUAAGUGUCUAGUAUAUUUUGAAAAUAUAUGAGGCUAGUUUUGCACUUACUGUAUGUUGAGUUUGGAGAUUCUGCAUUUAAACAUUUUAAAGGGUCUAAAAUGAUGCACCUAGAAAACCUGCCUGCAGUCCAGCUGAAACUGUUAUUCAGACUGAUGUUUUGUAGCCAAACUGAGGGCAUGAUUUAAAAAAAACAGGAGAUCGUUGAGAUUGUCCAAGCCCAACUGCCAACAUUGCCCCUAAGAGAGGCAUAAUCCAUCUAUUCAUAGCACUACAAGCACUGUAACGCAACAUUCAAGUCUGUCCUCCGACAGGGAAUACCACUGUUGCCUUGAUAGCUUGCUUGUUAUGUUUUCCAUUGUUUAGAUAUUUGGCAUCAAGUUAGCACCAUGAAGGCCUUAUGCUGGAAAUAUAUGGGAAAAUGUACUUUUUACCCCAAUUGCAAAAGUUGCAAUGUUUGUUUUAAGUGCCUUGGUCAAUUUAGUUAUGCCUCUUGGAUAAUGAUGGCACAGUGAGCAACAUCCCAGAGACACAUCAGCCUUACUGGCUGCAACGACAUGUUCAUGAAAUGUUCUGGUUUUUCAUAGGUUUGACAUCUUUUAAGACACAUUUUUACAAAACCAUCAUUGUCUGUUUCAAAUUUAUCCUCACAUUGCACUUGUUCUUUAGCAUAAGUAACCUCUGACAGUAAGUUUAUAUUACUGUAAUAGUGCUUUGAAACUGUAUCUAACAAAGCUGGUUAUUUCUAUGAGGGAUUUGCCAAUAAUGGAUUGUAAAAACCAAGUCAUGAAUAUUUGCUACUCUACACAUGUAUGUCAAUCUCUGCCAGGCGGCAGCCUUCAGGGCAUCAUGCGUUUAGCUGUGUGUAUCUGUUUGUGUGUGUAUCUGUCUGCAGCUAAGCUCACAUACUACUUGGCCUCUCAGCCUGAUAUAUCUUUGUAUACAGUUAUAACUGUAUGAUCAAGGCUCUCAUGGCUCAGGUGAUUCAAAACCUUUGAAACACCAGUUUUAUACUGCAGUGGAGUACUAACCAACUCCUCUCUCCUCUUAUCUGGCCAGUAGGGGCUGCAAGUGAUCAACAACUACUUCAGGUUGGAAUCUUUUUUGUUUUUCUUUUGUACAUAUUGCUGCUGUUGUGUGAAAACCUUGUUCUCCAAUUUUGUUGAUUUUCAUGUUUUAACUCAUUUGAGUUUUUACAUGAUCUUGUAUGUGUUUAGAAAGAUCUUCAACGCUUGUGGUUAUGAAACCUUUACAGAAAUGAAUAUAUAAACUGAAAAAUGUACAGUCACCAACCAAGCCACAAGAAUGUUUUCUUUUACAUUCUUUAAGUUGAUAUGGAGAUAAAAUGUUUUGGUCGACAGCAGCGGUAUAGACAUCGUGUCAGAUGAUUUGCCUGUCUACUCUGGUUACACCUUGAUAACUUUGCGUAUUGUUUACCCUUUAUUCCACAACUCUUGCACACACACUGGACACACAGCUGCCCUGCCCUUCCUUUUUGCCACCCACAUGCCCCUCAGACACGCCUGGCAGAGACCUGCACUCUACUGAGUACACUCAGUUCAAGAUUGUUCUGAAUGAAGCACGUUAGGUAGUCAGGAGUCACUGUAUUAUUUAGUGAGUGGGAGUUUUGCACAAGUGAGAUGGGGAAGACAGGUUAUAAUAAUAAAUAUUUGGGAUAUGACAGUGCCUAGUACUGAACAAAGCCUUAAGAGAGUGGGAAUUGAGCAGAUAAGAGUUACAAACAUGUUUUCAAAGCAGAGACUGAAACUCUGGUUGAGUUAAACCUCAGUGGUGGAACAACAACCUGAAUGGCAAAGAAGGAUUUAUAUUAAAAUACAAAAAAAAAAGUCUAGACUAACUUGCUAACAUAGAUAAGUUAUCGCUAGAAUGCAUUUUUGAAGAUCCUCUCUGAACACUUUUCACUGGGGCUGAGUCGAUAUUACUUAGCCAGAAAACUGUGUCUUUUCGCCAGCUGAGGUUUAACUAAGCCUGCAAGGUUAUUUCUGCCUCCAGAACUGCAUCGCCUCCAAGAAAUGUUUAACUGAAGAAACUGACCGCAGUUCAUUAUGCUUUUUUGUUUGUUUUAUUUUGUUUGUCAUGUAAUUUAACUGUUUUCUGUAUAUAUUUUUUUUUUAUCUUUACUCUCUCUCUGUUAACAUUUUAAACUUUUAUGUAAGCUUUUCUGUAACCUUGUAACCACCAAAUGCACCAGCUGAUGACACUAGAUGGUUAAUUUGAUGGGUAUGCUUUUGCUAUUCACCAGAAUGUUUUUUUUUUUUUUUUCCUGAAGUCCAAAAACUAAGUAAUUGGAAGACAUCAAAGCAUGAAAAAAGGUUUAAAAAUAUUUUAUUUGCUACUUAAUUUACCACCAUUAGAUUUUGUCCUCAAAAUAUUGCAAAUAUUACAGAUAUAUUAUUAAUAUACUGAACAAUAUUGAGGAAAAUCCUGCACAUAAUAGUUUAAAAGAAACAAUGUGUUGCAACUGUUUGUUUUUAAUUUGUAGAGGAAUGUUUGUGUAAACAUUGUAUUUUUUAUGGAAGAAUGACAGCAAAACACUCUGCUUACUUAACCAAGUUUAUUGCUGGCAGCCCUGGGUUUUGUUUCUUCAUCCUCCUUCCUCUUCUUUGUCUGUUUUUCACAAUGCUCUGACGCAAAACUAGACUAGAGACAAAACUGUGAUUGGCUCUUGCUUGGAGGUCUCCAUGGUGAUCUCUAAUUAAACAUUGUUCCUGACAGUGGGAUUUAAUAAAGGUGUGAGGAGAAAA
Messenger RNA from Myripristis murdjan (pinecone soldierfish), 4506 nucleotides. It is a transcript of the gene paqr7a, whose product is annotated as progestin and adipoQ receptor family member VII, a. Gene Ontology annotation, biological process: response to steroid hormone. Gene Ontology annotation, molecular function: steroid binding; nuclear steroid receptor activity. Bases 122 to 1180 code for a protein of 352 amino acids. The transcript is spliced from 2 exons. Lineage: Eukaryota; Metazoa; Chordata; Actinopteri; Holocentriformes; Holocentridae. The record is from RefSeq and is a predicted model, not a curated record. Gene Ontology annotation, cellular component: plasma membrane.